Linnemannia hyalina is the source of this 312-nucleotide messenger RNA. NCBI's taxonomy places the organism in Eukaryota, Fungi, Mortierellomycota, Mortierellomycetes, Mortierellales, Mortierellaceae. The record is from the annotation of a GenBank genome assembly.
AUGUACCAGCUCCGUUGGGAUGAUGGUGUACGUAAGGAGGAUCUGGUGCACCAGGAUCGACUGAAGCUCACCAAGGCCCCGGAUGAUGCCACUCAGCGCAGAGCUUGGUUCAGCAAGACUCGUCACGCCAUGGAGUCUGCCCGCGACAAUGAGGAUGAUGGCCUACCCGACGAGUCCUUGGAUAAUAACAGUAGCACUUGCAUAACCGACAUGCGCGCUCAGCAGCGCGCCAACGAGGAUUAUCACGCCCGCCGCGGCUCUCACUAUCAAGCACCCAUGAUGGGCUCCGCUGAACAUGCAGCCCGUGUAUAG